GCUGGCGCGUAUUGAUCGUGUCGGAGUUGGCUAGCCCUUCCUACUACCCCAUUGUUUAGGCGUUUUGGACACGGUCAGAUCGUCUCCCCAUGUGCCCCUAAAUCCACCCACACUGGGGAAUAAAUAGCGCACAAGAGAUGUGAGGCCACCAUGUGAACCCAUAAACCAGCCCAUUUCCAGUCCAGCAGUGGCUUAAGCGGUGGGUAGGGGGCGCUCUCCCACUGGACUGGAGAUGUUUGAGGCGAAACAACAUCGAGCAGUGGAAAAGAAGGAGUCGAGCACAGAGACAGAUGAAGGCCUGGGCAACAGCAGUAAGCACUUCGGCUCAGGGUCCCUGGGCUCUGGGUCUGGGGGCUCCGUGUACCUGUCCGACAGUCAGGACUGGGUGGUCUCUCCCAGCUGCUCGCCGGAAGAAGGCCCCGCCCCCCACAGCGCCAUCUCCCCCAUGUUAGCCGAGGAGACCUUCAGAUACAUGACGUAUCUUGCCUUGGACCCCAGCUCUUACUCUAACUCAGGCUCCUCAGGCUUGACUAAAGUCCUCAGUGCAGACCGAGUCGAGCAGAUGACCAAGACCUACAAUGACAUCGAAGUGGUCACUCAUCUUUUGGCCGAGAGGGACAGAGACCUGGAGUUGGCUGCUAGGAUCGGUCAGUCUCUUUUACAGAGGAACCACCUUCUGCAGGAACGAAACGAGGCCAUAGAAGAACAGCUCGCUCAAGCUCUGGACCAGGUGAACCAGCUGCAGCAUGAGCUCUGUAAAAAGGACGAGUUGUUGCGGAUGGUGGCGAUCGCGUCCGAGGAGAGUGAGACGGACUCCAGCGUCUCCACGCCGCUACGACAGAACCCGCCUCUCGGAGCGGUCUCCACGGCAACGGCAGCCCUCAGCCAACUGGAACAUCUGCAGAACAAACUACAAGAGCUGGAGGAGGAGAACCUGGCCUUAAGAUCUGAGGCAUCUCAGUUGAAAAGAGACACAAUAAGUUACGAGGAGAAGGAGCAACAGCUGGUCAGCGACUGUGUCAAAGAACUACGAGAGUCCAAUUCACAGAUGGUGACUCUGACGGAAGAUUUGUCCAGAAAGAACGAAGAGCUGGUGCGACAUCAGGAGGAAAUCGCUCAGCUCCUGUCUCAAAUCGUAGAAUUACAACACAGAGUAAAAGAGCUUGCUUUAGAAAAGGAAGAGCUACGAAUCCACUUACAAGCCUCCAAAGAUGCUCAAAGACAACUGACCGCAGAGCUGAAAGAAGUGACUGAAAGAAAUGCAGAGUGUUUGGAAAUGCUUCACGAAUCGCAGGAAGAAAUCAAAGAACUGAGGAACAAAAACAGUCCGUUCUCUGGGAUGAGGAGACACUACGGUCUUUACCCCAUGGACUCUUUGGCAGCUGAAAUCGAAGGCACCAUGAGGAGAGAGCUGAGCAUAGAUGAAGAAACGGCUUACGAGGACCAAAGAAUUUCCCAGAAGCGAGUUUUCCAGACGGUUCGCUCCUUAAACGCAGCAGCUUCGUCCAGGCCCCCCUCCGCUGUGCCGCCCAUCCCCGGGUCGGGCAGCUCUCUGGUGAUGACCGCACAGCCCCUCCCCUCCACAGAGGAGGUGAAGAUGGGUCUGCCUGGUUGUCCCGGGAGUAAUGACCUGACCAAGGCUCUGCACAGACUUUCUUUGAGGAGACACAACUUCCUGUGCGAGAAGCAGUUCUUUCAGUCCGAGCGCGAGAGGAAGCUCCAAGCGCUGGCAGCAGAGGGCGACGGCGAGGCGAGCGGCUGCAGUUCCCCCAUGGGCAGCGUCAUGUCUUCGUAUUCAAACCUCUCGGAGCUCUCCAUCGGCUCCACCGUGUUCAAAACCUUCCUCCCAGAGAAACUGCAGAUAGUCAAACCCAUGGAAGGUUCCUUGACUCUUCACCAUUGGCAGCAGCUCGCCAAACCUCACCUGGCGACCAUCUUGGACCCUCACCCCGGAGUCGUUACCAAGGGUUACCGCCCGCUCACCCAGGACGGCGUUUACCAUCUCUCUGAUAUGGAAGAGGACGACGAUAACGAGGGGAGGAGUCGGGGCGUUCUGGAAAAGGGAGCGACCGAACUGGGCAAAGACGAAGAGGAGGAUGAGGAAGAGGGAGGGAUCACGUUUAAAGUCAGAUGCACGUCCACGCCCGAUGAACGGAGGGAGAGGAAGCUGUCUGUCCCGCCGCUUCCUGUACCGCCUCUUUCGCCGAAUCUCCCGUCAUCGUCGAAAGUUGCGGCGACAACAAGUGUCCAAGCAGAGAACCAAUCAGCACACAGCAUUCCAACGACAUCAUCAGGAACCAGCCAAUCAAAUGACAAGAUUAUAGUGACUACUUCAUCAGUGCAAAACCCAGGAAAGAGUCACAGCUCCACUUUCUCCACCUACACCUUCACCACCUGUCGAAUCCUGCACCCGACCGACGUCACACAAGUUACUUCCAGUUCCCAGUCUUCUCUUGCCAACACCCCCAGCUCGAUGCGGACCGGCCCUAGCACCCCAGUGACCCCCUGCAGACUCAGCUUGGGCGACUCCUUCCCCCCUCGCCGCCCUGUUGCGCCCCCUACGGGCAGCUUGGCAAAACUCGUCUUGGAACGCGGCAUUUCCGCUCAAGUCUCCACUGAAAAUCCCCCUCCUCCUCUUCUCCCGCCUCCUCCCCUUUCACCGAAACCUAAAACCCGCCCUCCUGUUCUUCGCCUUUUCCCCGUCACGCCUCCAAACUCCCCUUCUCAAUCUCCGGCGCCCUCUCCUGCCCCGACCGAUCGCCCCGUGGACAAUUUCUUAGCGUCUCGACCGGCAGAGUUGAUCCUCCAAGAUGUUUAUGGUUUGAAUUUGGGGCGAGCGCCUCAUCCGAAUUUACCGAGCCCGUUGCAAGACCCGCCGCCUCAAAUUCCACCCCCAAAACUCGACCACAUGGGUAUUGUUGAGCGGCUACGUAAACUAGGAUUCAAGAAAGUCCUACAGAGCGAAUCGGCAAGACAGGACUCGACUUUUGUAUCCGCGGGUGGAGGGAGUUUACUGGAUGGGCUGAGGCGUAACCAAAGCCUGCCCGCGUUAAUCGGAGCCAAACCAGGGAAGUCCUCGUCAGGUCAUCUGCCCCAGCACCCCACCUCCCUCGCCAUUCCUCCCCCGCCCUGGGGCAACUUGAAGGAACGAAGGCGCCACCCUGGGUUGGGCAGCGCUCCUCCCACUACCAAAUCCUAAAGUUUUAUUCCCCGUAACAUCCAACCACAUAAGAAAACAAACAAAAGGGCUGCACAAUAUAUAUAAAAACUGAAAAAAUAAGGUUCAAUUUAACAUAACUACACUUUUUAUGGCUUCAUUUAUGCCCACGAAGAUAAGCAGAAACAAAAAUAAGCCAAAAUACAGGUCAGAAUUGUGGAGAAUUGAGUGUCUGAAGCAAAGACUAAACCAAAAACAAGUCUAAAUUUGUGCUGAAAAAUUGUGAAAAAUAUAUGAAAUUUAUAUACAAAAAACAACAGUAAAACUGAUCAGUUUUUAACAUUAUCUGAUAAUUUUGUGAUAUAUUGUGCAGCCCUAAAAAGAAUCAUGUUUUUCAAAUGGAUUCCCCUGUUUUUAACCUAAAUUUAAAGCACAAUUUUAUUACAUGUUUUUAGUGGUGAAGCCGCUUUGUCUUUAUGUAGAUAUUUGCUAGUUUUAUGGCCUUAGCUUCCACGUUAGAAGCUCGCGUGUUUUUACUUAGAUAAAGUUAAAAAUUACACUUGGUUUGUCUAGUUAAAAAAGAAGAAGAGAGACGAAAUGAAAGGAUGUGAUGGUUUGAGGAAGUUUAAUAAAGGAGAGAGAGAGGAGACGAAAGAGGGGACGGAGAGAGAGAGAGGAGGACAGAAAGAGGGAGAGAGAGAGAAGGAGACAGGGAGGAGAGAGAGAGUGGAGGAGAGAGACAGAAGAGCAAGAGGAGGAGUGAAAGGAGGAGACAGGGAGGAGAGAGAGCAGAGGAGCGACACAGAUGAGAGAAAGAAGAGAGAGGGGAGUGAGAAAGAGAAGGACAGAAAGAGAGACAGGAGGAGGAGAGAAGAAGGCGAGAGAGAGAGGAGGAGGAGCAAGAGAGGAGGCCAGAGAGAGAAAGAAGAGAGACGAGGAGAGAGAGAGAGAGAGAGCGAUAGGAGGGUGAGAGAGGGAGAAGAGAGAAGGACAGAAAGAGCGAGCGGAGGAGACGGGGAGAAGAGAGAGGGAGAGAGGAGGAGGAGCGAGAAAGAGAGAGAGGAGAUAGAGCGACAGGAGGGAGAGAGAGGGGGAAGAGAGGAGGAGGACAGAAAGAGAGGAGGAGGAGCGAGACAGAAGAGAGACAGAAGAGAGCGAAAGAGUGUGAGAGAUAUGGGUGAUUUUGAAAGAAAAAGCAAGUAGAACAAUGCAUAUGAAUUAUUUAGACUGGUCGGUUUCAUAAUAGGUUCGAAAAGCUUUAGUUCUAGGCCUGAACUAGCCUUAUACCCCACUAAAACGCCACUAAAACUCUCUUAAAACUGUCUUAAAACUCUGCCAUUUUGAUGUAACAACAGUAUACGAAGUUGAGACAGCCCUGCCAGUAUUGAUAAUUUAACGGGUCCUAAUUUUCUGGUCUGUGUUAUAAUGUUGUUUCCUCGUCACGAACAGACCUGGAGUUGUGUUUUGUCUGAUGAAUAAUGCACGAUUACUCAAACAAAACACAACUCCAGGUCUGUUUUUGACGAGAUAACAUCACAAGACGGCUUAAAGUUCGCAAAAAGAAUAAUUUUGAUGUAAUAUAGGACCUCUGACUUGACUGUUGCACAAAUGUAGUAGGUGUGUUCCUAUUUCCGUCCAUUGCCAGGGCCGUGUUUGCAUGAUCUCAAACUACAAUUCCCAGCAUGCACCUGUUUUGCCAAGCGAAUCCUGUUACCAAAUUCAACUGAAGAUUAUUCAGGUUUUGUGUGUGGUGUGUGGUUGUAUGGGGCCUUAUGUAUAAGCUAGAUGUUAAUUUGAGUCCAUGCAAGCCAUUUUUGUACAUAUUUAUUUGAAGUUUCAUAAUUUCUAAUGCAGAUUUUCAGCCAUAUGAUCUCAGGCAUUUGAAUCAGUAUAUUUUGAGGGGAAACCACUUAAGUUUUGAAUUCAGGUUUAGCUUUGAAUUUUGCUUUCUAUGCCGUAUUUGGUUAGAUAGAGCAAAUAUUGUGUCAAAGCUUAUAGAAAUUGGGAAUAAAAAAGGUAUAGCAAAAGAAAACAAACUCAGAUUUAGUGAAUAUUACAGGUAGACUGAUAUUAGUUUGUACAUUUUUACUAUUAACUGUUGUCUGAUACUUGCAAUUAUCCGGCCAUGAUCAAAUCCAUCAUAUUAAAGGUGCACUGCGUAACUUUUCUGCAUAGAAAUGUUGCUUCUUUACCUGGAAUGUUCCACUGUGUUGCUUUAAACCAACCUAGACUGCAUUUAUUCAACAACAAUCCAUGUGUCAUUCAUUCGUUUUUCAAUGUAAAACCAAAAAUAAGAAAACUAAAAAACAACUUCCGGACUUAAACUGCGAUGCCGGACUGAACCAGGACUAAACCAGGACUAAACCAGGACUAACCGUUUUCAGUCCCGGUCUGGCCCUGGUCUGGUCCCAGUCUCAGUCCUGGUCUCAGUCCCGGUAUCAAUCACGGUAUGGUCCCGGUCUCAUUCCUGGUCUGGUCCCGGUCUGGUCCCAGUCUCAGUCCUGGUCUGAUCCCGGUCUCGUACCAGUCUCGUAAUGGUCUCAGUCCCGGUCUCAAUCACGGUCUGGUCCUGGUCUGGCCCCGGCCUCAGUCCCGGCCUCAGUCCCGGCCUCAGUCCCGGCCUCAGUCCCGGCCUCAGUCCCGGCCUCAGUCCCGGUCUCAGUCCCGGUCUCAGUCCCGGCCUGGUCCUGGUCUAAAUCCUGGUCGCAGUCCCGGUCUGGUUCUAGUCUGGUCCCGGACCUGGUUUAGUCCUGAUUCAGUCCUGGUUCAGUCCGGCAUCGCAGUUUAAGUCACGUAAAUGGGAAACAUCUGUUAUCUGUUUUUUCCAUUAUUCAUUUUAACACAAAAUUGAAAACUGAAAAAAAAAAAAAACCCAAAUCAUUAUUUGCUUUUUCAUUUUGGUUUUGGAGACAAAUAAUGAACAAAGUAGUUGUUUUUUCAUUUUCCUAUUUUUGGUUUUAUAUUGAAAAAUUAAUGAACGAAUGAUACACGGAUUAACUACAGGUGUUUCUACAGCUCAAAAACAGUUGGAAAACAUGAGCUGGGUCGCCUCUCCACAGAUCUGAUGAGUAACUUGGCCUGAUGGUGGCACUAUCUGCUUGUUUCCAUGGAGACAGACAAGUUUAGAGCUGAGGCGAAUUAAAGUGAAAGCAAAAAUAAUGACUUAAUUAAACAAUCUGAAUAAAGUCAAGAUAAGUAAUAAAGUUAAUUAGACUAACUCAAUGUAAAUGAGUAAUUCUAGAGUAAAGAGGCAAAAAUUUGUAGAUCCCUUAAUGCCAUACUGUGGAACAUUCCGGGCAAAACAAUAACAUUUCCUUGGAAACUACCAGAAAAGUUACGCAGUGUAUCUUUAUUGUGUAAAGAAGUAUUGCAACAUAACUAUUCCGUAUAACCACUGCUUAAUCCCAGCUAACGUGAGUAACUUAUAUUUUAUUGCACUUUUAAUAUUAAUUUUUGUAUCGUUUUCGUGUCGUCACUGUUUUGAAAUUUUAACUGCAAUAAAUUCUAACAUUAUUUAACUUGUUUUGGCUAACAUUUGGUCGUGAAGUUUUAUUUUAUUUUAUUUUAUACAAGCAAGCGCAUUAAUGUUGUUGUUUAUUAAUAUUAUGCAUUUUGUUUUUCAUUUAAAGGUGCACUGCAUUUCCGCCGCCUGUUUGACAAGUAAUAAGCGGACUCUACACCAGAAAAGUUCCGCAGUGCACCUUUAAUCAUGUAUUCAGCGUUGAUUACAGCCUUGGUUUUACAGAAGGACUCGAGAGCUCAUGUAGGGACUGUAGAUUUACUGUUUAGUGCUAGUGUUGAACCUCAAUAGGAAUAAAAACUGCUCAACAUUUUGUCUUUUUCAAAAUCCUCUGUAAAUUGUCAAUGGCUUUUAAUCAGUUGCCUCUUUUUUAAAUAAAGCUUUGAAAAAAAAAAAAA
Boleophthalmus pectinirostris (great blue-spotted mudskipper) is the source of this 7075-nucleotide messenger RNA. RefSeq names its product trafficking protein, kinesin binding 2 (gene trak2). The coding region runs from base 233 to 3199 and encodes 988 amino acids. The transcript is spliced from 17 exons. Lineage: Eukaryota; Metazoa; Chordata; Actinopteri; Gobiiformes; Gobiidae. The record is from RefSeq and is a predicted model, not a curated record. Gene Ontology annotation, biological process: neurogenesis; anterograde axonal transport of mitochondrion. Gene Ontology annotation, cellular component: dendrite. Gene Ontology annotation, molecular function: GABA receptor binding.